CCUUGGCAAGUUGGGCAAGUGGAAACUCAGUCGGAGGAUCAAGUCUCUGAUCCAGCAUUGGCGAUCGAGACCUCCGUAGGAGAUACAACUGCCCAUCAGGAGAAAAGUGCCGUAAACAGUUUGACUGAUGCAAUUGGUGCUGCAGGAGAACCUUUGCAUUCAGAAUCAAACGAUGACCUGGAGGUACUGGAAAGCUUAUUUAUUGGAAUGGAACGGGUAGGUUGCUUUCUUGGUUGUUCAUCUGCCGUUGGCUUUAAGCACAUUGAGGAAAUGCAGUUCGAGAUCCUCAGGCUCCGGCAAGAGGAUGAAGCAAAACGGUUGAAAAUGAAUCACCCCCCUCUCUCUUUGGCUGAAGUCCUGGCGGACCUAGAUCGUAUGCUAACCAGCCUAGAAGCGCAUAAGACGGAUUACAGUGUGUUGGUGGAGAUUCAGGAAGAGAACAUCAGAUUGAAAGAGGAAGUUACCCGGCUAAAUGAGGAGGUCCAGUGCCUACGCCGUGAACUCGAAACCGUGAACAAAGCCCAUGCAGCUCAGUUGGUGGCAGUUAACCUCACCACUGAGGAAAAAUUGGCAGCGCUGUGCAAAGAUUACGAAGCCAAAUUAACUAAGCAGUCAACCCAAUUCACAGAGAUGAUGGACGAAGAACGGGCAAAUUUUGCGGCUCAAAGGGACGCUUGGAACGAGGAGAGAGCCAGUGUAUGUGUGCUUCAGUUUGGCAACCUUUUUCAGGACAACAAUAUUCCACUCACCAUUAAUCGUUAUGUAGCAGAUAAGAAUAAGUAA
Molecule: messenger RNA, 783 nt
Organism: Hydatigera taeniaeformis
Lineage: Eukaryota; Metazoa; Platyhelminthes; Cestoda; Cyclophyllidea; Taeniidae
Source: the annotation of a GenBank genome assembly